AGAGGAUCAUGGUUGCGCUCCAACCUCCACUGCACUGGCCCGUGGAAACCCGCUUGUGAGUCAGCACUUCAGCAGAGAGAGGAUAAGGCCGCCAAUGGCUGCCUCAAUUGAAGGCGGCCAGCAAGGGCCCUGAUGCGGGUCCCUCACGGACGAGAGGAGAUGCAACGGAGGAACAAGAACGGUCAUGUCGACGAAGGUCCCGUCGAAAUGGACCUCGCGGCGUUUCUGAGGAGUGCGGGCAGGGGGCCGUCCCUGCUGGACCUGGCGGCAAAGGAUGAGCUAGCAGCUUUUCGGUAUAGUGUAUUAGAGGAGGGGCUGGAUGUGGAUGCUCUGUAUACCUGGUAUGGGAGGCGGGACGGCUCAGAUGAGCUGCUGGUGGAUCAGCGGACGCCAGCAAUGGUCGCGGCGGAGCACGGCGGUGUGAACGUGCUCUCGUUUAUCCUUUCCUCGGGGCCAGUGGAUGUGAACAGGAGGAGCAGGGUGGACGGGAGAACCGCCCUCCAUUUUUGUGUGGCUGGAGGCAGCCAGAGGGCUGCGGAAGCAGCCUCGAUGCUCUUGAAAGCAGGAGCUGAUCGAAGCGUCAAAGAUCUUGCAUUUGGGAGGAGGCCGUUGGACAUGAUAUACAGUGAAGAUGCCCAGGUCAGGGCAUCCCUAGAGCGACAGCUACUUGCGCCAGCUCCCAUUAGGGAGUGGACAAAUGUUCCGGCUGUGGCUGUUGACAUCCCGGGGAGUCCCUUGGCCAGGGCACAUGCAAACCCUGUUUCGCCUCGCCAUGAAUACCUGAGCCCUGAGUUUGCAGCAACAGAGAGGGGCUCUCCUCUAGCUCCAGGUCCCUAUGAGGCGAGACGAGACCAUAGAGGGUUUGUCCUGGAUCCGACCAUUCCAGAUGUGACCAGUUCCGUCUACAUGAGCGAUGAGUUCAGGAUGUUCAGCUUCAAGAUCAAGCCUUGCUCGCGUAGCUACAGCCACGACUGGACAGAUUGUCCGUUUGCUCACCCGGGAGAGGCGGCCCGCCGACGGGACCCCCGCCAGCAUCCAUACAGCUGCCUGCCAUGCCCUGAUUUCCGAAAGGGCGCCUGCGCCAAGGGGGAUGCAUGCGACUUUGCGCACGGCGUGUUUGAGUCGUGGCUCCACCCCGCGCAGUACCGCACGCGCCUCUGCAAGGACGGCCCUGGCUGCGACCGCCGCGUCUGUUUCUUUGCCCACCUCCCCGAGGAGCUCCGCCCGCUGUCCAGCAACUGGGGCCACGCCCUGCCCCUCAGUUACGCCUCCCCUAUGUCGCCCUCCCCCCUGGAAAAGCAGAACCAGCGCCAAUUCUCCCCCCCACUCCCAGUCUCCCCGUCCUCGGUGCUGCUCAAGCAGGGCCCGUUCUCGCCAGGGCCGGGGAGCCCGGUUGCGAAGCAACCGAGCCCACCGCAGGCGUUCCUGAGCCCCCCGCGGUCCCCCAGUGAAAACCUCGACUACUUCUCCCUGCGCGCGCCCCAGAUGAUCCGCCCGCAACAUUUGAGCGGGGAGUUCAGGCGUGAGCUGGACCUGGCUUACGAGGAAGCGAUGUCGCCGCGCGUUGCCAGGGGUCCGCUGAUGUCACCCCAUGAGGUCAGCAGGGAAGAGGAAGCGGCACGGGUGCGUCAGCUCGGGGAUGCUUAUGAGGCCCGCCGCCUGGCAGCAGAGCUUGGCAGCCUCAACCUGGGGGGGCGCGCUCGUCCUCUGGGCCCUCAUCACAGCCCUCGUUUCCGCCCACAUUCCAGCACCGCCCCUCCAGUGCCCCCCAUGCGCGCUGCCUCUGGGGAGGAGCUUUUCAGAACGUAUGACAGGCCGCAGUCGCCUCAGAUGCCCCUGGAGAGGCAGGUGCGCAACCCGCGCUCCCCGCUAGGGGGUGCGGUGGGCUUGCCUGCGGUGCAGGGGGGUCCUUCCGGGCGAGCGGGCGGGUUCGGGAGUCCCCGCAGCAUGAGCCAGGAGAACAUGGUUCAGAACGGCCUAGUUCUUGACAGUCAGCGGUUGGCGCACAGCCGCUUUGCCCGCAGCAACACCUGGCAGGGGCAGAUUUCUGACUGGGGCUUGCCGGGGGGAGCUCCAGAGUGGGGGGCCAAACGUGAGGACGUGGAAAGCGCGCGUGCAAAGCACCACGUGGGAGGGGAGGGGCGGGAGCCCGACAUCAGUUGGGUGCAGAGGAUGAUCGAGGAGGAGAAAAUCUGAGGGGAAGGGGGGGAAACCUGGGGAGAUGCAUACCCCGCUGGCAAAGCUGGGGGGGAGCAUUUGGGUGCACCCAAUGUUGCCUAUUCGCAGUUGAACCGUAGACCCAGGGUUGGAGGCUUCCAGCAUAAGAAUGCCAGACCCUGCCAAGCCCAACAAGGGGCAGGUCGGGUAAUGGCAAUUUGUAGAUUGACAUUUUUUGAUACUGCACUGCCACUCCUUGGUAACGACUGUAGCCGCGGUUGUUUAAUCGAUCUGGGGCAGUGACAGUAGGAUCCGGUGUAGAUUGCUUUACAGUGAGGUUGCUCAACUAAUCGCAUGGUACUUUACAUACGGGACAUUUGUGUUGCGUUUGCAGCUUGGCUUUGGCAUAGAUGGAAACCGUUCAGCACUCCACUGAUAUUUUUCGGAUCUAGGAAAUUGGCACGUUGACUAGAGUAAUUGUAGUGAAAUUCUUGUUUCAUAUGAGAAACAUUAUGCUUCUUAUGGGGACCCAUAUAGCGGUAGUGUCAAGUAGACAGAUGAUUUGUAAAAUCACACAGACGCACUAGGACAAGUACAGAAGCUUGCAGUUUUGUGGUCCAAUUAAGAUAGACUCUUAUCGGGUGACUAGUAGCCUAGUGUCUGGUGCAUGACAACGGAAGUCACCUUCAACACCAGGAGCGGAGUUUGACAUUAGGUUUGACGCCAGUAAUAUUUCUUUGCAUUCCUGUCAAACUGCCAAUCAUCUACAGUGCACUCGAGCAUGUGUAUUCG
Klebsormidium nitens is the source of this 2949-nucleotide messenger RNA. The record is from the annotation of a GenBank genome assembly. NCBI's taxonomy places the organism in Eukaryota, Viridiplantae, Streptophyta, Klebsormidiophyceae, Klebsormidiales, Klebsormidiaceae.